GGGGGCACAAGCAGGGGCGGACUGACAACUCAUUUGGAAGCAGGGGCGGACUGACAACUCAUGGGGCCCCCGGGCAAUAGGGGAUUAUGGGGCCCCUGUGUCCUUGCCAAACUCAAAAAAGCCUAUGAAAAAGAUACCAGGGGCAUCUCAUGGGGCCCCCUACUGACCCCAGGCCCUCGGGCAGUGCCCGAGUUUCCAAAUGAGAGUGAAAGGAAAACCAGAAUUUUGGGUUGGCACCAGAGAAGGAAUAAAAGGACACUCUUCCAGUUGGGACACUGGUUGCGAUGCUUCUGGAGUCAAGCAGAACUUUUCUCACUUUGGAGGGAUUUCCUCUUACUUCCUGUUUUGGCUAUGUGACAGGAAGUGUAAGGAAAUCUCCCCACUGGGACA
Molecule: messenger RNA, 390 nt
Organism: Staurois parvus
Lineage: Eukaryota; Metazoa; Chordata; Amphibia; Anura; Ranidae
Source: the annotation of a GenBank genome assembly